Fusarium poae is the source of this 498-nucleotide messenger RNA. RefSeq lists its product as uncharacterized. Bases 1 to 498 code for a protein of 165 amino acids. The transcript has 2 exons. The record is from RefSeq and is a predicted model, not a curated record. Lineage: Eukaryota; Fungi; Ascomycota; Sordariomycetes; Hypocreales; Nectriaceae.
AUGGAAAAGAUUUCGCAGAGGCUGAAGAAGUCUCAUACAACCACAAAGAUCUUUAACCAUUAUAUUGGUAAAGUCCCUAUCGAAGAUCUUACUUGGGGGCACGUUGUUGCUGUCAUCAUCAUAUUCGGGAAGGCUAAGGUCAAAAACUCGACAUUUGGGAAGAAAGCCCAGAUCAAGUUCCCACGGGCCAAUAUUGCAACGAUGGUCCCAAACACUAAUAUGCCAACUCUGACCGAUACCACGAUCAAAAGGCGUGGUGGAAGAAAAUCAAGCAAGACGCUGUCACGGAUCCAAGACUCUGCCGAUGAAGGUGACACAGACGACAACACAGACGAGGACAACAUAUACGACGAGGACGAUGAAGUCUUGUUGGAUGAAGAUUGUCUGACAAAGCAAUGGAAGAGCUUGGAGAGUCGACGAUAUUUGAUCCAACAAGUCUUCAGCCCCAAGCCAGGCGAGCACCUUCCUACCAACAGAUAUAUUUGGAUGAACCCUUAG